Molecule: messenger RNA, 977 nt
Organism: Lotus japonicus
Lineage: Eukaryota; Viridiplantae; Streptophyta; Magnoliopsida; Fabales; Fabaceae
Product: vacuolar protein sorting-associated protein 25
Exons: 6
Coding region: 175-714 (179 amino acids)
Biological process (GO): protein transport to vacuole involved in ubiquitin-dependent protein catabolic process via the multivesicular body sorting pathway
Cellular component (GO): ESCRT II complex
Molecular function (GO): structural molecule activity; protein homodimerization activity
Source: RefSeq, a predicted model, not a curated record
UUGUUAAAACUAUUGACCACGAUACUGAAAACACAGUGCCAUAUUAUUCUGUGGUCUUCUUCCUCCAUCAUCGUUUUAGGGUUCGCAAAGUUUCAAUCUCCCUUCACCAUCAACGUUCCUGCAACUGAUUCGAAGAAAACCGUUAAUCUCUGUUCACAGCAUUGAAGAAGCAAGAUGCAGAAAUUGGGAGACUUCAAACUACCGCAUUUCUUCAAUUACCCACCUUACUUCACUUUGCAGCCAGUAAGAGACACUAGAGAGAAGCAGAUACAGCUUUGGAAAGAGCUUAUUUUAGAUUACUGCAAAACACAGAAGUUAUUUGUAAUUGGGCUUGAAGAAGAGUUUCCUCUGUUUACAAAUCCUGUAAUUGAAAGGUCUCUUACUCAUGAAGCCAGAGAAGCGUUUGUUUCAGCCUUAGUUUCAGAAGGACGUGCAGAAUGGAUGGAUAAAGGACAUAGGAAAUGUCUCGUUCUCUGGCAUCGGAUUCAAGAUUGGGCUGAAAUUUUAUUACAGUUUGCGAAAGAUAAUGGACUCGAGGACAGUGUUGUGACAAUAGAAGAAAUACGCUUUGGGACUGAAUCUCAAGGAACAGAGCUUCAUGGGAUCGACCGAACUAUUCUGAAUCGGGCAUUGAAACUAUUAGAACAGAAGGGGAAGCUUGUGGUCUUUAAAGGAACUUCAACUGAUGAUGAAGGAGUUAAAUUUUCUGUAUGAUGGUUGUGUGUGUUAAUCUGUUGAAUCUCGAGGGGCUUCAAAUAUGUAAUCCUUGGAGGAAAUCUUUUCCUGUCUCUUUGACUUGAUUAGUUUGUUGACGGGAAAGGUAUCUAAGAUCAAGCUGAUGUUACUUGCCAUUGCCAUCAUUUUUUAUUUUGGGAUCUUGUGUAAGAAUUCGGGUUUGUGGCCUUAAUCUUUGUUGACUUAGAAACAAUGUUCCCUGUGAAAUAAUGAAAUUCGUACAUGUGAGUCAGGGUUCCAAA